Messenger RNA from Caenorhabditis remanei, 1362 nucleotides. RefSeq lists its product as uncharacterized. NCBI's taxonomy places the organism in Eukaryota, Metazoa, Nematoda, Chromadorea, Rhabditida, Rhabditidae. Bases 1 to 1362 code for a protein of 453 amino acids. The record is from RefSeq and is a predicted model, not a curated record. The transcript is spliced from 9 exons.
AUGGAAAAACGUUGUCUGGUUCUUGAUUUUGACUCCGGUUCUGGAGUUGUUAGAUGUUUCAAUAGAGAAAAUCACAAGUUUAUUCAUGUGAAAAUUGGAAAUGGAGAGAGUUCAAAUGAGAACCAUCUCACAUUCGAUAGACAGUUUGGAUACGCUGAUUGGUAUGGAUUCGUGGACUGUUCUGAAGUUCCUACCGAUCCAUCAUGUUCUGCAUUUAAAACUGAUAUCACUGUUAAUGACUCGGAAUGCAAAGAUAAUAAAAUAUUCAAAGUGGUUAACAUAAAAGUUAAGAUAGAUCCAAGAUAUUAUCGAGAGGAAUAUGAUUUGUUGAUGAAGAAAAUGGAAGAAGAAGAAGAGAAACUUCUGGAAAAAACAAGACAAUUGAAUCCUGAAAGACCAUCAAGAAGUGUUGACGCACAACGUGCUCAGAAUAAGAUACCAUCAAUGCAUAAUAAGAAAUCAAGGUCUCGGAGUAGAAGCUUAAAAAUUAGAGCAGUAGAGCAUGAUUCCGGUCCUCCAAUCAACAUCUCAGAAGGACUUUCAUUUAUGAAUAUUUCUGGACCAGUUCCCCCAAUGCAGUCUUUAUUUGAGACGAGUUCAUCUGCAAACACUUUCAGUCACUCUCCAGUUCCUCCUCCACUCAGUUCUCUUCCACCUGCGCCUCAAUUCGUCGUGCAUGGAUUGGUAAUUCAAAAAGAAGCGGAUAAUUGUUUCAUUGUAUGGUUGUUUGCUACCAAACAAAUUGCUUAUUUGCCAAUAUCAACUCAAAGAUAUGUUAUUGUUGGAACAUGUUAUGAAUUCCGUGUAAUAUCCAAAAAUGAUGGAUCUGCAUGUGAAAUAACGAAUGUCGGAAAACGUCUAGAAAUGAAACCUUCAUUCGAGAUUCAUCAGAUGAUGGAUAAAAUAGUGGUUGGAAUCCACGUGGAUCUCUGUUGUCCUAAUACAAGAUGUCAAUUAUGGUCCUUUUAUAUGGGAAUCCCAUUCUUCAACUCUCCAGAUGUUGGAAUAGUUACUAUGGCUGAUUAUUUGGAUACACCUAUUGGAUUACAUGUACAAUGGCAGGAAACGCUGAGAUUAUAUCUGGGAGAUCCACGUGCUAAAAAUAUGCAAUGUAUUUGUCAAUUAGUGAAACAAAAACUGCCACAAAAGUUGCACAAUUCUUUCAUAUCCGAUGAUUUCGUUAGUUCUUCAAGAUAUAUUUGGCAGAUUGUGGAAGUUUGUUCAUCGGAACAACAUCAUCAAAUAAGAGAAGCCCAGUUGAAACGUGAGAAUCUUGGAUCGAAUGGGGGUGAAUUUGAACAAGAAGACGAAAUUGCAAGGCAGAAACGAAAUAAUCGCCCUUCUGUUCGUUUUGAAUUAUAG